UGCAUUAAGUAUUCUUUCUAAGAAACCUGAUGAAUGAAUUUGUGGUACCUCAAGUAAUUGCUAUAACAGCAAUCUAGAUGUUCUUAGACACUUAAUUCUCUAUUUAUAACAUCCAAAUACGUGAUGUAUAUGCCUAUGUUUUAUGUUUUGAAGUAAUUUAUCAUGAAUUGUUGAUUUUUUGUAAUGGUUACUUUUUUAUUCCAGGAUAACAACAUCACUCUCAAAUGACAUUUAUGGAGAACACGUCUGAAGUGAAUGAGUUCAUCCUUACAGGAUUAACAGAUGACCCAGGGCUUUAUAUUCCUCUUUUCAUAAUGUUCACCCUCAUCUAUCUCAUCACCCUGGUAGGGAAUCUGGGGAUAGUAGCUCUUAUCUCCUGGGAUUCCUGCCUCCAUACUCCUAUGUACUUUUUCCUCAGGAAUCUAUCUCUAGUAGAUUUUGGUCUUUCCUCCACCAUUAUUCCCAAGGUGAUGACUGGGCUCCUCACUGGGGACAUGGUCAUCUCUUAUAAUGGAUGUGCUACUCAGAUGUUCUUUUUUGGGGGCUUUGCUGCUAUUGAAAGUUACAUGUUAGCCUUCAUGGCCUAUGAUCGUCAUGCCGCUGUGUGUAGACCCCUACAUUAUAAUACUAUCAUGACUUCAAAAAUGUGUGCAUAUAUGAUUAGUGGGGGUCACAUCUGGGGACUUAUGUCAUCUUCCAUCUUUAUAGGAAGUAUUUUUAGUCUUUCCUUCUGUAGAUCCAAUGUAGUCCAUCACUUUUUCUGUGAUAGUCCCCCUCUCUUAGUUCUCUCUUGCUCUGAAAUUCACAUCACUGAAUCAAUACUCUUCAUCUUAGGUUCAUUAAAUAUAUCCUUCCCAUUUCUUGUCAUCUUUUUCUCUUACUUGUUCAUCUUCAUCACUGUACUGAAGAUCCAUUCUGCUGAUGGGCGCCAGAAAGCUUUCUCCACCUGUGCUUCCCAUCUCACAGCAGUGUUCAUAUUUUAUGGGACAAUCAUCUUUAUGUACUUCCGACCCACCUCAACCCAUUCAAUGGACUCAGACAAAAUGGCAUCAGUAUUCUACACCAUGGUUAUCCCUAUGUUAAAUCCAAUCAUCUAUAGUUUGAGAAACAAAGAAGUUAAGAAUUCUUUCAGAAAAGCUAUGAGAGGGCAACAACUUCAAUUUGAUCAUUCUUUUUAAUUGGAUAAAAAAUAAAUUUCCAGCUUCCUCCCUCUGUGUUCCAGCCCCCAUUAUGUCUAUUUUUC
Molecule: messenger RNA, 1243 nt
Organism: Monodelphis domestica (gray short-tailed opossum)
Lineage: Eukaryota; Metazoa; Chordata; Mammalia; Didelphimorphia; Didelphidae
Product: olfactory receptor 5B2-like
Biological process (GO): G protein-coupled receptor signaling pathway
Cellular component (GO): membrane
Molecular function (GO): G protein-coupled receptor activity; olfactory receptor activity
Source: RefSeq, a predicted model, not a curated record